This is a messenger RNA of Thunnus maccoyii (southern bluefin tuna), 5535 nucleotides long. RefSeq names its product LLGL scribble cell polarity complex component 2 (gene llgl2). NCBI's taxonomy places the organism in Eukaryota, Metazoa, Chordata, Actinopteri, Scombriformes, Scombridae. The coding region runs from base 371 to 3391 and encodes 1006 amino acids. The transcript is spliced from 27 exons. The record is from RefSeq and is a predicted model, not a curated record. Gene Ontology annotation, cellular component: cytoplasm; plasma membrane; cortical actin cytoskeleton. Gene Ontology annotation, molecular function: GTPase activator activity; myosin II binding. Gene Ontology annotation, biological process: cortical actin cytoskeleton organization; regulation of protein secretion; regulation of establishment or maintenance of cell polarity.
AAUGCAGCACAAGGGCGGAGUUAGCACAGCAGUGAAGUUUAGCCUAGCAGGAAACACCGAGGCUACCACCGCAGCGGUGGAAAAAGAAACAGCAGCGGACCUAGUUUCAGUUCUUAGCCAGUCCUCAGACCAGAUAUCGUCUCGGCAGAUUCACUAUCGCUUGGCACCUUGGAACUGACGCUUUCUGCCUGGUUACGUUUUCUUUGACUUUAUGGUAGGAGAGAGCUGCUAGCCAGCACAAACACCGGACGCUGGCCGGAGGUGGAAACCUAUCCAGCGGCUGUAAACGGUGGACGUCGGCUGAGCAACGGCCGUUUUGAAUCAGCGUGCGUCAGUGGGCCUGCAGGCUCCACACUGGUGCUGAGACAGGAUGAAGAGGUUCAGGCGACAUGGCCAGGAGUCCCACAGAGAUCGACUUAAACAGGAACUCUUCCAGUUCAACAAGACAGUGGAGCAUGGAUUCCCCCACCAGCCCAGCGCUCUGGGCUACAGCCCCUCUCUGCAGCUUCUGGCCAUCGGCACCCGCUCCGGUGCCAUCAAACUGUAUGGAGCUCCAGGUGUGGAGUUCAUGGGUCUACAUGAUGAGAACGCUGCCGUCACACAGGUGCACUUCCUCCCCCACCAGGUUGAACUGGUGACUCUGCUGGAUGACAACAGUCUGCACAUGUGGACUUUGAGAGCCCACAAGGGACUUUCUGAACUUUUGGAGAUAGGACGCUUCAUGCUUACUGGACCACCUGGUGCCCCCCCAAGUGUGACCAGAGUGACAGCAGUGCUGGCCCAUUCCUCAGGAGACCUGCUGCUGCUGGGGACAGAAGGAGGCCAUGUCUUUAUAGUUGAAGUGCCUGGGUUCAGAGAGCUGGAGGAAAGAAAUAUCAGCCUUGAUCAAGUUGCCAACAGCGUACCAGACGACUACAUAGGCCGCAGGAAUCUAGAACAUGUUGAAGCCUUACAAGAGAACCCGGUCAACCCAAACCAGGUCGUCAUUGGUUACGGACGAGGUCUCAUGGUCAUCUGGGAUCUAGAGAACCAGUGUGCCAUCCAGCACAUCCCUGCCACACAGCAACUGGAGAGUGUGUGGUGGACAGAGGACGGAGGCUACAUUCUUAGUUCGCACAGUGAUGGAAGUUACUGUCGAUGGAUGGUGGGCGGAGAGGACGUGGAGGAGGAGGAGAAAUCAGACAUUCCUUACGGACAUUUCCCCUGCAAGGCCAUUUCUAAAAUAGUUCAGCUACCUACAGAAGAAGGGCCUCCGUUCCUGCUGUUCAGCGGUGGUAUGCCCAGGGCCAGCUACGGUGACAGACACUGCAUCACUGUGAUCCACAGUAAAACACACGUGGCUCUGGACUUCACCUCCAGGAUUAUUGACUUCUUCGCCAUCAGAAACGGACAACAGCACACAGGAGAUCCCAGUGCGCUGGUGGUCCUGGUAGAGGAGGAGCUGGUAGUGAUCGACCUGCAGACGGAGGGCUGGCCGGUCAUUCAGACACCUUACCUGGUUCCCCUCCACAGCUCAGCAAUCACCUGCUCCCACCACGUCUCCGCCAUCCCCCUUAAACUGUGGGAGAGAGUCAUUGCUGCUGGAGAGCUGCAGAGCACACAUUACUCCAAAGAGCCCUGGCCAAUAACAGGCGGGCAGAACCUGGCCCCAGACCCUCCACAGAGAGACCUGCUGCUCACAGGGCACGAGGACGGAACGGUGCGUUUCUGGGAUGCAUCAGGAGUCUGUCUGUAUCCCAUGUACAAACUAAGCACAUCCGCAGUAUUCCACACAGACGCUGACCCCAAUGACAACAUGAACCAAGGCACGGAAGGAGAGUGGCCGCCGUUUAGAAAGGUUGGCUGUUUUGACCCGUACAGUGAUGACCCGAGGCUCGGCAUUCAGAAGAUCCACCUCUGUAAAUACAGCGGUUAUCUGAUUGUAGCUGGCACAGCUGGACAGAUCCUGGUGCUGGAGCUGAAUGAUGAGGCAGCAGAGCAGACGGUGGAGGCUAAAGUUGUGGACUUGCUGCAGGGCCAAGAGGGAUUCCGCUGGAAGGGCCACACUCGUCUGGAUGUGCGAGAGGAGCCGGUGCUGUUUCCCCCAGGCUUCCAGCCCUUCGCUCUGGUGCAGUGCCAGCCUCCCGCCGUGGUCACUGCCCUCAACCUGCACUCAGAGUGGAAGCUGAUUGCUUUUGGCACCAGCCACGGCUUCGGCUUAUACGAUUACCAACAGAAGAACAACGUCUUCAUCAAGUGCACCCUAAACCCCAGUGACCAGCUGGCCAUGGAGGGUCCUCUGUCCAGAGUGAAGAGCAUUAAGAAAUCCCUUCGACAGUCAUUCAGAAGAAUCAGACGCAGCAGAGUGUCACUAAGGAAACAUCAUGUCAACAACGCUGCCAAGCUCCAGGAGGCCAAUGCUCGCCUGGAGGCUGAACUGGCAGAGAUGGAGCUGGCUCCCGUCCAGAGGAAGAUCGAGGCUCGGUCUUCAGACGACUCUUUCACCGGUCUCGUACGGACGCUUUACUUCGCCGACACCUUCCUCUCAGACAGUUCACACAACACACCCUCCCUAUGGGCAGGGACCAACGGCGGCUGUGUGUUUGCGUACAUGCUGCGCCUCCCUCCUGUGGAGCACAGAGCAGACGAGCCGGUCACCGCACAGCCAGCAAAGGAAAUCCAGCUGAUGCACCGCGCUCCUGUCGUCGGUAUCGUGGUGUUGGACGGUCAGGGGGCUCCUCUUCCUGAGCCAUUGGAGGUGGCCCACGACCUGGCUCGCUCUCCUGAUAUGCAGGGCUCCCACCACCUGCUGGUUAUAUCUGAGGAACAGUUUAAGGUGUUCACCCUGCCUAAGGUGAGUGCUAAGAUGAAGUUGAAGCUGACGGCCGUGGACGGCUCCAGAGUACGGCGGGUAGGCGUGGCCUGGUUCGGCAGCAGUCGGUCGGAGGACUACGGCGAGAGCGGCCUGGUGGUCCUGACCAAUCAGGGCGACCUCCACGUGGUGUCGCUGCCAGGAGUCAAGAUGCAGGUUCAGCACCCCUGCAUCCGCAGAGAGGACGUCAGCGGCAUCGCUUCCUGUGUUUUCACCAAGCAUGGCCAGGGCUUCUACCUGAUCUCUCCGUCUGAGUUUGAACGGUUCUCUCUGUCUACCCGCUGCGUGGUGGAGCCUCGCUGUCUGGUGGAGGUCCCUCUUCAUUCAGGCACAUCCACCCAACACAGAGCACAGCCUGACGGAGCUUCAUCUGCUCACAGAAACGCCCGUCAAGAGAGCGAAGACGCAGAAAGCGCAGCUAGACGUGUUAUGGAGCAUGCUUUGCUGAAUGACGAGAAAGUGCUCCAGGAGAUCCAGAAGUCACUAGAAGGAGACCAGACGUCAUUCCUGGAGAAUAAUGUGAAGAGUGCUGUCGCUUGAGAGACGUUGCUGGACAGUGGAGAGUGAACUGACACGUUAAUGAUCAUGAAGCAUACUGCAGUCCUGUGGCAGCUCUCGUCUCCUGCCUGGCUGCCAGAACAACCACUACUGACCCCUGACCCCUUGCCUCAGUGACUGACCUCCCCACUGGCCCCUCGUAGAGACACCAAAGGGCUCUUGGCAGUAGCGUGCACUAUGAGCACCACCAGGCUGCUUGAAGACUCACUAACUGCUUGAUUCCACCGGAUGCGGCUGAAUCACGUUCUGGCUGCUACGGCAAAACAGACAAAAAAAAAGAAAGCAUUAAACUACAUAGCCUGCUUACCCAUAGUAGAAGCACAAAAAUCAAGGAAAAAUGACCAAAUCAACAAAAUCAGAGCAAGUCAUCAAUAUCAGGCAGGCAAAACACUCUGCUUCUGGUGGGGUUUGAAGCCAUGCAGAGGACGGAACAAAACCGCGACACUGCCGUGCCCGGUGGAAUCAAGCAGUAACGGUUACAGACAGAGGGUGAAGGAAGAGACACCACCUGUGCCUAAAGACCACACACUGUACACAAAUCCUCACAGCAUGGUCACAACCAUUUAACCCAAAGCUACAUGAAGCACAUUCCUCACGUGACCAGUGCCAGAAUUCAUCACACAAAAAAAACUUUGAUCCUCGCCAGCAUCAAACCAGCAUCUCACAUCUGCCAUGGAUGCCACUUGUUGAGGCUGUUUGACUUAAAUAGCAACCAUACCCACUUCAUUCAGAAAGCCUUUAUCACCACCAGCCUUUUGGACUGCCAGUGGACACAGUUUGUCCAAUCACCAUGCUCUGUCUCUGCUGGACAUCUCCCCACAUGGACAUACAGCUGGACGGAGUGCAGGAGAUGAUUUGAAUUAGGUUGAUGAAACUAAUGUGUAGCUUCAAUUUUAUGUGAUUUGUGCCUGUUUUUUUUUUUAUUUGAAGAAACCUCCAAUCUAAACUGUGGAAGCUUAUUCUGCCAUAAAAAGAAGAAAAAAAUGGAUGGAAAAGUCAAAAUAAUGAGAUACUAAGUUAAUGUUUUUACUUUUUAAGUCAAAAUAUUUAGAUGGUGAAAAUUUGGACUUUCAUAAUUGUUACUUGGUAUUUAGCAUGAUAUAAUUUUGAAUUUAUAUUUGAUCAUUUUGACUUUCCACCAUAAUUUUACUCCAAAUUCAUAAUUUUUUACUUGGUAGUCAUACUUUUUUGUGAUUUUGACUUAGUCAUAAUUUUCUCAAAAGCCAUAAUUUCCACAUAGUAUCUUAUAGGUUUGACUCAGUAACUUAGUUUUGAUUUAGUAAAUCUCAUACUUUUGACUAAGUUAGAUUUACUAUUAUAAAAGUGACUCAAAAGUCACUUUUAUUUAAUAUCUUGUAAUUUUGACUUGAAGCAAAAAAUUCUCAUUUUCACUUGGGUUAAAAGUUUGACGUAAUAUCAGUGUUUUUUUUAUUUUUGUCAUUCCUUACACUUCAUCUAUUUUUUUUUCUUUUCCUGGCAUUAAUGGGCUUCUAUACUAUUCAGAUGAACUAUCAAGGGAAAAUAUUUUUUUGUGAUGCCCCAGAAGAGAAAAAAAAAGAUACAAAAGUUGUUUUAUGUAUAUUGAACCACACAUUUUUUAUUUUUCAGUCAGGAUUUAACAAAUUAGUAAUAGAGAGUAUGUUGUACCCCUGCACACUGCUAACACAGCCCUCUCCCCUCCCGUCCACUUGAUAAAAACUUUGUAACCGGCCAUAGGUACUUCUCCACUACUGCGGAGCUCACAGUGCUGUACUUUUUUGGGGGAACAGUUUCUAUGGGGUUUGUUUUUUAAUUAUUUUUUAUGUAAACCAUUUUUUAAUGCCAGCAAUGAAUAAUGUAAUUUAGGAAUGUAAUUGUAAGCUAUUGUAGUGAAAUCUUUUUAAUAUAUACAGUAUGUAUGUGACUCAGUCUGUACCUGUGGGCCUGUUGUAACUGGGGUUGGCUGCUAUUUAGAUCGUACAAGGAAAUAUUUUGGUACUGCGUCUGAGAAUGCCGGAAUACUAUUUUAGCCUCUGCCUAGAAUAUAUUUUUGUAGUGAACUGAUUAAGAACCCUAAUUUUUUUUGAUUUGUAAUUUCACACUACAGUUUUCUUGUGGAUAAUUAUAUGUUUUUUCCCAAGAAUGAA